UGCCUGGGUCAAAUAAACACAGAUAAGCCUCAUAUCUCUGAGCUGGAGCUCAGUGUCUGCCAUGAUCCUGACGGCUCCGUCUCCGUGCCUUCCUUCUGCCGCCACCGUCCAGCAGCUGUUCUCUGUGGCCCGAGACGCCGACAUCGUCCCGGAUAUCUCCCUGGAUCCGGUGCUCACCACCUUCCUGUCCCUGGACUCUGCCGCUGCCCUGCAGCAUCGGUACGGCUUCCUGCAGCGUGGCAUGAGCGGCGAGCAGCAGGCGGCCUUCCACCUGAAUCUCACCGCACAGCUGAGCGGCUGCAGGGUGGCGAACGGAGGCGUAGGGGUCGUCGCCUUGGCCCUGUCCCUGCUGUUUGACCAGGUGGCCCAACAUGUCCGCGCUGCAGCUUCGCCGCAGGGAUCCGAAGUUCCGAGGGUGUUCGGCGUCAGCGCCUCGUCCAGAAUCGGAUCGAUGAUCCACGGCUACCUGCGCCUGGUCCCCGCCGUCGCCAACGACGAGGAGAAGAUGGCGGAGGCCGCCGAGCUGUACGACGCCUGGCUCAACCUGGAGCUGAUCGACCAUUAUGAGAGGAUGACCACCAAGAAGAGGAUGAGCACAGAAGCCAUGCGGCAGUGGCUGGCCGGCGCCGCGUUUCACCUGCACCUGAGGAUCCACCAGGUUCGCCUUCACUCUGUGCCGUCUGGGUCCAUCGAGUCUCUGCGUCUGUCCUAUAAGACGGGGUUAGAUCGCCUCAUUAGAGGCUACUUCGCCUAUUUACGUAAAACCAUUUUGGAGACUGAAGCUGGAGGAACAUUGGAGCCAAAACGCAGCAGCGUGGAAAACAGCAACGCCUCCAGCAUGGGGAAUGUGACGGCUCACCCAGCUGAUGCCAAAGCCAACUCGACGGCAGGCGACCAGAGGAGCUGCGGGCAGCUUGUGGAAAGAAAUGCUUCAGCAGCGCCGUGUUUCAGCCAACCGGGUCUGCUGGUCAUCGAGCCGCAGAAGGAAGUCAGUCACGGCGUCCGGCAUCGGCCCUGUGAGUCCGCGGCCAUCCAGGAGGCCCUGGUGACGCGCAUCAUGAAGGCGCAGGACCUGGAGCGCAACAGGAACUUCUUCCUGUAUCCGGAGAAAGUUCUGCGAGGCCUGCUGAGGCAGAGGCAGCACUUUGAGCUGCGGGCGAACCGGACCCAGAGAAACGGCCCGUCCGGAUUGCAGCCGCGGAGCGAAAACAACAAACUGCAAAUUAUGGAAGCUUAAGACGACGGAGGAACAUAAAACAAUACAAUCAAGAGAAUAAAGUCAUAAAAUUACAA
Messenger RNA from Xiphophorus maculatus (southern platyfish), 1293 nucleotides. RefSeq lists its product as uncharacterized. The record is from RefSeq and is a predicted model, not a curated record. Bases 62 to 1237 code for a protein of 391 amino acids. NCBI's taxonomy places the organism in Eukaryota, Metazoa, Chordata, Actinopteri, Cyprinodontiformes, Poeciliidae. The transcript has 3 exons.